AUGCAAGUCGAGGCUCCGGCGUCAUCAUCCUCACCGCUCACUUCACUUUCUUCGCUCGCUCCCUCGUCUGCUCCCUCCGUUGAAGCCGCCUCCACCGUCGCCGGCUCUAGAGCCAAAGUCACCUAUUCGCGCAAGCCUCUCGCAGCCGAACACGACGAUCUCACGCGCGACAGCCUCAAGUCCUCAUCCCCCUCUUCGCAGCCCUCCCCAUCGGCUGACCUCUUUGACUCGCCAAUGCGUUUCUAUGGCCGCAACGCGCCUGUUCACAUCGAUCAGGAUGGCAACGACGUAACGGGCGCUACCGAGAGCUCUCCUGCCACCACCGUUCCGGCUAAUAACUCGGCCAUCAAGAUCGGCCCUUCCUCUCUCUUUCGACGCACCGAUUCACACCCAUCUCAACACAUCAGCAACGACGAUGAUGCAUCUCGACUAAGCUCACCAGAGUCACCUGCACUCGAUCGCACCAAGAAGUUUAACCUCGGCAUGGCAAGAGCCAUCUACGACUCGGACUUGGACUCGGACGCUGGCAUCGACGCCAGCACUGUCCCAUGCAACCCAACUUCAAAGCCUUUGAGCAUCAAAGAGCAUAGCGAUGACCUCGAGUCUGUCCGCAACGUUGGCUCAGACCCUUUCACUGGCUCUCUGUCCUCCGUCCCUCCUUCAAAUUCACAGCCCCUAUCGUCUUUGCAUCUCUCUUCGCACGAAUCUGGCAACGGCCGCAUGGCAGAUGUCGACCAAGAUGGCAGCGUCACAAUCACCCAUCGACGCGGCGCAAAGGUAUCUGCCAUGAAGGGCAAAGGUAGUAGCUCAAAGCACUCCAAGUUCUCAUCCUCCUCCGGCAACGAAGCAAGUUCUGCGUCGGAUGAGGACGAUGACCACGUUCAAUCUCGCCGGCCUCGCACGUUUAAGCUUGUCAGCUCCGAGUCCUCUGACCCGCCCAUGUCUACCGAUCGAGACAAUGUAGAUUCCGGUCCCUCUUCCCCCAACGCCACCGUCCCAUCACGUCGCGAAAGAAUGGACGCUCUUGCUGCCAGAGCUCGCAAGGCACAAGGGGAGGUCGAGGAUGCGAAAGAGGCAACUGCACAGCCCGACCCGCUCUUAGACGAUUUCUUCGGGGAUGCGAGUCCUGCCAGAUUGCCUUGUCGCUCUCCUUCCUUCGAUAUUCAGCAGAGCGACGACGACGAACACAAUGACGCCAUGCCUGCGUUCAUGGCUGCUCAUUCCACCACAAAAACCACUUCCAAGACCAAGUCAAAGAAGAAGAAGAAGAAAAAGUUGGCGCAAAAGGAGCGAGACAUCCUCAGCGAUCCUGAAGCCGACUUUGAUCGCGUCAAUCCCAACGACGCACCUAAGCGUGCUACUGCAUCAACAAAGGAUAGGCAGUCCAAGGUCAAGCCACUCAGCAAAAAGGAGAUGGAAAACAUGCACAGACAGACCGCUCGCAUGGCUCGUGAGAACCGAGCACGACUCGCACCUGCUCAGCCAAAGAAGACCAUUGGUAUCAACGAACUGCUCAGCAAGAUCCGAACCAACGAGACCUUGCGUGGUACUGGCGCUCAACCCUCAGAUAGUGCUUCCGAUACCACUCUCAAGUCUUCUUCGCAAAUUCCUUCCGGCCAGUCCAAGAGCCAGCACGCUUCGGAUCCUAUCGAGUCUGAUCCCAUCCCUGAGCGAUCAAGCCCUCAUCUGAACUAUUCCAGUAGUCCAGUGGUGCCCAUGUCAAGACAGCAGGAGCGCAGACUAGGCCUUGAUCAAAGCACGGGCAGCGCGAGCUUUCUCCAGCAUUCCGCUGUGGGUCGACUUGCUGGUCUGGCCACCAAGCAAGACCAUGUUUUGCAGUCAAACCAACAUUCUCUCACCAAUGCCGGAUCGGAAGACGAAGACGAUAGUCAGUUGCCAGACCUCGCCUCCAUCGUUAAGCAUAGCCGCGACCAGCAAGAGGCCGAGAGGGAUGCAGCUCGAAACAGGCAGAAAUUAUACGACAUCAAGAUUCGUUUGCUGGAACAGUCGCGUCAGAGGUCUUCCCAUGCAGAAUCUCGAAAAGUCACAGUUGAGCCGCAUUCAGGUCAGAAGCCGGCCCAGAUCGGAAUGGAAGACCAAGACGAUCUCGAGGUGUACCGACCCGGCUCGGUCUUGGCAGCCAAGCACAACCUUGCCACCACGCCAGCCAAGAAGCGUCCUACGGAUCUCCUCUACCGCGAGAUCGGCGUUCGCCCUGCCAAGACCCCUCCCUCUCGCAAGUCAUACAUCGGCACCAGCGCCAACGGAUCGCCCGGCGCUAUGAUACACACUGCCGAGGAUUCAGGGAACGUAGAAGGUCAAGACGACUUAGAUGUCACUGACAGCCAGCUGCGUAGUGCCGGAAAGGGUCUCUUUACCACCACUGAAAGAGCGGCGGGUCAUGUCCCGGUAAAACAAGCACAGACAGCUUCGACACAAGCCCGCCACGACGAUGCGCAUGCCCAUACUUCGUCAACUCAGGGCGCGAGACGCGCAGAUCCUCCCAAAAUGACACAGGCGCAGCUUAAUGCGACUUUGAUGCGCAAGGCGCAUACGCAAAGCCUCAAAGCUCGAUCGCAAGGUGGAGCCCAGAAGGCAAGUAGAAAGGAUGCGACGGCGCUGACUACCAACCAGCAUGUACGAUCAGCUGCUCCCGAUGUCGCCGCCAUGCUCCAGCGGCUGAGCGAAGCCGCAACCAGCCAAGGUCAAGAGACAAGCCUGAACAAAGGCAAAGAGACGGAUCAAGACGAGGACGAGGACGAGGACGAGGACGACCCAGAUUACAUCAUGCCGCCGGCACGCGAUGCCGAGUCGGUCAUUGGCGAGCCGAUAGGUAGUGACGUCGAUAUGGGCAGUGCCAGUGAAAUCGAAGCGGCCGAAGAGGAUCAAGACUUGAUCGACUUUGGUAGCGCAGAAGAGGAUGAUGAUGAUCAAGUCGUCGACGAAUCUGGCUUCAGAGAUACGAUCGAGGAAGCCGACGACGAUAGCGAAAAGGAGAAUGCUCCGCCUCGGACCAGUCAGCAAUCGCAGCGCUCGUGUGUCUCGCCCAGUGUUGGUCGCAGCCGCUUGCCGAGCCGUGCCGUCAUGGACGACGACGAAGACGAAAUGCCUGCAGCUCGUCCGCAUGUCAGGAGAGGUAGACGCAGCGCAGUGGCAGAUGACGACGAUGGCGAUGAUGAAGCAGAGGUAGACUCGCUGCAGCCAGGACCCUUUGACAGCAGCCGCGUCGGCACUCAUGCAGCUAAUGCCGCACUGAGCCAGGGACGGCCAAGGGUACCACUCGGCGAUAUCUCGAGUCAGUCGAUAGACCAGAGCAUGCUCUUGUCUCGCUCCAACACGUCUUCGCCCGCCAUCCAACACGCUCAACCUCCAGGUCUGGCAGCUGCCGUCUGUUGCGAUCCUGCUGUCGUUUCCCUUGCGACAGGCCAAUUCGAGGACGAGUCUUUCCGCACCGACGACAUCCCUUCGCAGGCCGCUGAUCUUGGACGCUUCUUUGAGCCGACCAUGCCGCCGCCCUCGUCUGCAGCCCCGCCAGCGCAUGCCGCCUCGGAGGCUCCCAAAUCCUUUUGGGAUCAGACUCAAACACAGACACAGACACAGACACAGAGUCAGAGUCAGAGUGAAUGCCAUUCACCCUCUUCACCAUCUUUCACUCGCGCACCUCAAGCAACCGAUACUCGACGAGAGCUUGUCCGCGAUGAGUCGGUCAACUCGGCGCUCGGCGCUUUCUUCCAGGAGACGCAGCAGGACGAGCUGCGGGGCGAGAGCCUCGACAUUUUCGAUAAUCCCAAAAUCGCUGGUGGUAAAGCGCGUGGCUUUACGCAGUUCUUCUUCGAGGGCACACCGCAGCCAACUGGAGAAGGGCGAGGAGCUACGGGUGAGUCAGAGAGUGAACGCAGCGUCUGGAAUGCCUCGGCCAUGCCGCCGCCCAAGUCGACCGACGUGGACGCGUUUGCAGCGCUGCGCAAGGCUCAGAUGGGCGAGGCGACAGAUCUACUAGAUCCAACCCCCUCGGUGCUGCCCAGCUUUGACGAGAGCCAGGCGGAGCGCGAGGCAUAUGCACAAGCACAGAUGGUCAGCGUGUCUCCCAAGAAGAUGUACAUGAACAGGGACGGCUUCUUCACACAAACCAAGCCGAGCCAACAGGUGGGUCUCUGGUCUCAGUACGACACCCAGAGCCAGUCGCAGAGCCAACCUUUGGCUGCGGUGGGGGCUUCGGGAGUGUCGCCUCACCUAGCUGCGUCUUCCACACGUCGAGCCAGCGAUGUCAGUAGUGCCGGCGGCGACCAGAAUGCAUCUUUAUCCGCGCAGGAAGAGGACGAGAAUGGGCGAGUUCAGCUCAAGCGGUUACGCCGUGGAACUUGCAACGAUGCCAUUGCAGAAGACGCUGCUCAGCAGGAGCGUCAGGACCACGACGACGAUACAGCCAGCCAAGUCGAUGAUCAGAAUAGCCCUCCAUCUAGCCAGCCGGAGCCAAAGCGCCGCAAUGCCUUUGACGUCUUGCGCCAAGGCCCGCUUGAAAUCGCACAGGACGAGCGUGCCUGCAAGCGGAAGAAACGCAAGUCGGCCUACAUUGAAGGAGAGGCCGAAGAGUCCGAAGACGACGAGAUCGGUGGGCACAGGCGCCAAGAUGGCGGUGGACUCAAAGGCGUGUUUGCUGACGACAAUGGCAGCGCCUCUGAGGCUGACGACGACGAAGAUGAUGAAGACGAUGCGGAUGCAGCCGACCUGCAAGAGCUCGUGAACAACGAGCGCGAGCUGGAUGAAGCCGAAAAGGACGAGGUCGCACACGCUCGCUACCGCGCCGACAUGGAGGCCAGGGACCGCGAAAACCAUGAGAUUGCCCAAAAUGCGAUUCAAGGUGUCUUCCGAAACCGUCGUCGAAACGCGGGCUUGAACGGAAUCGAAGGGUUUUUGGACCAAGAUGCCGACGAGGAGGAAUUUAGAAGGCGUGCUGAGCUCGGAUCGCGCAUGUCCGCAUCGACGUGGAAGAAGCGCAAACUGCUCGAUGGAACUGAGGAUGGCCUGGAUGCGCUGGCAGCGCACGAGGACGCUCAGGCGUUCGUCAAAGCUUAUACUGCAACGCAUGUGAUCGAUCACGAGUCGGAAAGGUACGCGUUCUUGGAGAUGGCGGCUGAUGACCAAGAGGAGGAGGACAGCAACGAUGAGGACGAGGACAUGGACGAUGACGACGCGGCUGCGAACCAGGCCGAGGACCACGACGAGCAAGGCUUGGCGGUGGACGAGUUUGGACCAAUCGUCACCAAGCAGCCGCGCACGAUCGGCUUCAAGGAUGUGGCCGAAAUCGUGCGCGAACGAAGAAAGGCUAAACACCGGAGCGCCAUAGAUGACGAUGAAGGAGAUGACAGGCAAGCGCACGGCGACCAAGCCAACGGAUGGGAUUCGGACGAUGACAACACGGAAGUACGCGUGACAACUGCGCUCAAGGACCACACCAAGUUGGUUGCAACGACCCAAAUGCGGGGCAUUCCAUUGACGGCCACUGCUCACGCCAAGAAGAAGCCAUCGUCAUCUGUUCAGUAUGGUCGAAAAAACACGUCUGCGGUCGAAGAAAGUCACAGUAUCGAAGCAAUGGACGUGGAUACGCAAGAUUACAUGCACGAGCAUACGCCGCUCGACGAAGCUGACGACGACGACGUAAGCGCAGGCUCGGUCAUGGCACGUCUGCUGAGCCGGGGUCUUAGCGCGCGCCAAUCUUGUAGUCUGCUGUCCAACUCGUCGCUUGCCACAGCAGACACGCUUCAAGAUGCCGAACCGGAGUGGGGAAACGAUGCCAACAUUGUUCGUGCUCCCAAACCCACCGCUGGUGGCAACGGCUCGCAGUCGUCCUUGCGCUCGUCUGCGUCGAAAUCUCUGACUUUCGGCACCAAGCAAGGUGACAAGUCGAGAUGCAACGAGCGAAGCGCAGGUCAGCCCGCUUCGAUGCUUUUGUCAAAGCACGCCAUCAUGCGUAGGGAGAGUGGAUUUUCAAGCACCUCCAGUCGGUCAAGUUAG
Mycosarcoma maydis (corn smut) is the source of this 6015-nucleotide messenger RNA. RefSeq lists its product as uncharacterized. The record is from RefSeq and is a predicted model, not a curated record. Gene Ontology annotation, biological process: mitotic G2 DNA damage checkpoint signaling; mitotic DNA replication checkpoint signaling; activation of protein kinase activity. Gene Ontology annotation, molecular function: anaphase-promoting complex binding. The coding region runs from base 1 to 6015 and encodes 2004 amino acids. The transcript has a single exon. Lineage: Eukaryota; Fungi; Basidiomycota; Ustilaginomycetes; Ustilaginales.